AUGCUCUGUAGGUCGUGCCGCCGCGUAAUUGCGGUUUCCAAAACCUCCCCGAACCACAUCAUCGCCAGAGCUUCCACCACAAGCCUCCCGAUCGCGACAAGGCAUUACUCCUCCCAAUCUGCCUCAGUGGCCCGAUCGAGCCCUUUUUCCGCCUUCGUCACCCGAUCACCAUUCCAAAACACCCAGACGAGCUCGAAGCGAUUUUACUCCUCAGAGACGUCCACAUCGCCAGCUCUCGAGAAGCCCGACCACCUCGACACUGCGGAAUCGACGAUAUGGGAUAAGCUGGUUACCGAAUUCGCACCCUCGGAGCUGAUCGUGCAGGACGUGUCGGGUGGCUGCGGCUCCAUGUACGCCAUCGACAUCACCUCGGCCAAGUUCAAGGGCGCAAACAUGCUGAAGCAGCAGCGCAUGGUUAACGCCGUGCUGGGCGACAUGAUGAAGCAGUGGCACGGCGUCCAGCUGCGCACCAAAGCGCCUUGA
Messenger RNA from Colletotrichum spaethianum, 483 nucleotides. Its product is annotated as BolA-like protein 3. The transcript has a single exon. NCBI's taxonomy places the organism in Eukaryota, Fungi, Ascomycota, Sordariomycetes, Glomerellales, Glomerellaceae. The record is from RefSeq and is a predicted model, not a curated record. The coding region runs from base 1 to 483 and encodes 160 amino acids.